AUGUGGAUGCUGCCGCUGGAAACAUUGGUGCCACGAGCCUGCUUCACAUGGGAGGACUUCUGCAAAGCCUGCCCACAGGAGGAAGAGGUGGAGUUUCGCGAAGUUCUCAUGGAUCUCAACACCCGGGAGCUCUACAUUUUCUUCGACCUCAGCCUCACUGUGAACAGAGAGGAGGUUGAUGAAGAGACAACGGCAUCUUGCCGUGUCCUGUGCCUGACGCCCGCGAGCCGGCCUGGAAAACCUCUGUGGCAGGUUGACUAUCCAGACCUCGCGGGCGAGAUGGUCGCCAGCGCCCCAUUGAGCAUCGAUGGCUUCUCCGACGCGUUUUGCGUUGCGGCGACCCACAGGACCGAGCAAGGCCUUUGGGCCCUGGAUGCCGCUGGCAGUGUGUGGAAGAUGGCUUUGUGA
Messenger RNA from Symbiodinium natans, 408 nucleotides. Lineage: Eukaryota; Dinophyceae; Suessiales; Symbiodiniaceae. The record is from the annotation of a GenBank genome assembly.